Fomitiporia mediterranea MF3/22 is the source of this 870-nucleotide messenger RNA. RefSeq lists its product as uncharacterized. NCBI's taxonomy places the organism in Eukaryota, Fungi, Basidiomycota, Agaricomycetes, Hymenochaetales, Hymenochaetaceae. Bases 1 to 870 code for a protein of 289 amino acids. The record is from RefSeq and is a predicted model, not a curated record. The transcript is spliced from 3 exons.
AUGGUACGUUUGAUCUCGUCGCUUCCUCUUCAAACAGUCCCAGCCGAAUCCGGCUGGGAACAUUGUGAUAUGUCGGCUGUAUCGGAGACCACCGACUUCGAGGCCGGAAUAGGUAGACGAGAUACAUUCCUGGGAGACAACCGCUGCGUCAUCUGUGGCUGUCCCAUUACACUCGACAGAUGCUAUAUAAUUAGUAGAAAGGAGAGGCGAUUCUGGACUAAACUCAAGAACUGCAACUGGAUUCUAGAGCGGGCCAAAAACCAUCCUAAACAUGAACUACGCAACGGCCUGACUAUGUGUGACACGCAUCAUCGCGUAUUCGAUGAAUGCUAUUUCUUUAUACGGUUCUUACCCGAGAGUCGCAAGUUCGUGUUUGUCAACCAUUCGUUAGAGCGCGAACUCCAGCAGUUCCAUGGCAAGGCAAUUGCGCUUGACAUCAGGGAUCGCUAUGUGCCUUUCCCUUCCCUAUUCAUCAUUCACGAAGAGCGCGUCCGAGGCUUCAAUCCCUUCAGCCCUGUUGACCCAGAACUGCCCGAUGACCCUGAAUGGCAAGACUGGAUCUUGUCGGAGGGCGUAGUCAAUGAGUCGGGUUCUUUCAAUCGUGAUCCUCCGCCAUCCAACAGCAACACCAACGACGCUUCUUCACCGCAAUCACCGCAACUGCAGCAUACAGCGGCGGGUGCAAGUGGCAGAUCGUCUGGCACACGUAGACUAGUGCUCAACGACGAUGUGAUUGCUGAGAUCCUCGCGGCGACGCAUGCCUCUCUGUCGUGGAAGGCUUGUGUGAUGGAAGGCACAAGUUGGGACGGCACUGGGGAAGAAAAUGUCAGAAAAUAUAUGGACACUGUUGGCAUAGAGAAAGACUCUUGA